AUUCAUCAUAAACCCAUUGUAAAAAUUGCAAGCAACAGCAUCGAAGUUUCGUCUCGUCUCCGACGACAUUGACAUAAGAGAGAUGAGACCUGUUAUCUCAACAUUCUUCCUUUUUGUGAUCUUUUCUUAUGCAGCUGCCUAUGAUCCUUUGGAUCCAAAUGGGAACAUAACAAUCAAAUGGGAUAUAAUGUCUUGGACCCCGGAUGGAUAUGUGGCAGUUGUAACGAUGACCAAUUUCCAACAGUAUCGGCACAUCAUGAGCCCGGGUUGGCGCCUAGGAUGGACGUGGGCGAAAAAGGAGGUGAUAUGGUCAAUGGUGGGGGCUCAAGCCACUGAACAAGGAGACUGCUCCAAGUUCAAAGGCAACAUCCCACAUUGCUGUAAGAAAAUACCCACAAUUGUAGACUUGCUCCCCGGUGUUCCUUACAACCAACAGUUCUCAAACUGCUGCAAAGGCGGAGUCCUGGCGUCUUGGGGCCAAGAUCCGGCAGCUGCUGUUUCAGCCUUCCAAGUGAGCGUUGGGCAGGCCGGGACUUCAAACAAGACGGUGAAACUGCCCAAGAACUUCACUUUGCUCGGUCCCGGACCAGGGUACACCUGUGGCCCUGCAAAGACUGUCCCUCCCACCAAUUUUCUCACCCCUGAUCGGCUCAGAAAAACUCAGGCACUGAUGACAUGGAAUGUGACAUGCACAUAUUCCCAGUUUCUAGCCGAGAAACACCCACGUUGCUGCGUCUCCUUCUCAUCUUUCUACAAUGCCACAAUCACCCCUUGUCCUUCUUGUGCUUGUGGUUGUGAAAACAAAAACAAAUGCAUCAAGAGCGAUUCGAAACUUCUAAGUGCGGUUGGAGUAAACACCCCAACAAAAGAUAAUGCACCUUUAAUACAGUGUACACACCACAUGUGCCCGGUCCGGGUGCACUGGCAUGUGAAGCAAAACUACAAUGACUACUGGCGAGUGAAGAUCGCAAUAACAAAUUUCAACUACCGGUUGAACUACACCCAGUGGACUCUUGUUGCUCAGCACCCAAAUCUCAACAAUGUCACUCAAGUUUUUAGCUUCGAUUACAAGCCUCUCAUUCCCUACCAAUCCGUCAAUGAUACAGGAAUGUUCUAUGGCAUGAAGUUCUACAAUGACCUACUAAUGGAGGCAGGGCCAUUUGGAAAUGUACAGUCAGAGGUCCUCCUCCAGAAAGACAAGGACACUUUCACCUUCAAGCAAGGAUGGGCAUUUCCCCGGAAAGUCUACUUCAAUGGUGAUGAGUGCAUGCUGCCCCCACCUGACGCAUACCCUUUUCUACCAAAUUCUGCCAGAGAAAACGUAGUUGGUUUCUCUACAUUGUUGUGUUCUGUUAUUUUGUAUUUGCUCAUAAUGUGGUAAGCAAUAUCCUAGAAUUCAAUAGGGCUAGAAGUUUUGAAGCCAAGAGACCUCCAAGACAGAGAAUUGGGAUUUCAGGUACACAAAUUGAUAAGAUACUUUGAAAGAACACAAAGAAUUUGAUUUAUGUAGAUACAGUAUGGCAAAAUGAGUUUGUAAAUGGGACAUCUAAAUCCUACAGAACAAUCUCACCAGAUUAUCAACGAUUG
Molecule: messenger RNA, 1587 nt
Organism: Ilex paraguariensis (yerba mate)
Lineage: Eukaryota; Viridiplantae; Streptophyta; Magnoliopsida; Aquifoliales; Aquifoliaceae
Source: the annotation of a GenBank genome assembly